Trichoderma virens Gv29-8 is the source of this 1281-nucleotide messenger RNA. RefSeq lists its product as uncharacterized. The record is from RefSeq and is a predicted model, not a curated record. NCBI's taxonomy places the organism in Eukaryota, Fungi, Ascomycota, Sordariomycetes, Hypocreales, Hypocreaceae. Bases 1 to 1281 code for a protein of 426 amino acids. The transcript is spliced from 2 exons.
AUGGCCCCUUCGCCGGCUCCUCACGAAAGGAGUACGUUUGCUACCGAACGCCCUGCUCCUUCGACAUCUUCUACAUCGCCGCCUGCGCGGAACGCGGUGCCUUCACAGCCCAGGAGUCAACUCCCAGGCGCAUCAACGGCCCAGCCCUCCGGCAACGGCAGCCCAAAGUCUGAUAAUGCCACGACAAGCAAAUCUCCCAACGCAUCUCGAAAGGAUGCCGGUCACCCCAAGAUUGUCGUUAAGAAAGAGCCAGUCUCGCCUGGUCUACCCGCCUCAAGACCCCGGCCCAGACGGCUGGAUUUGUCUAAAAACACUCUGGCUGGAUCCAAUCCUUCCUCAGCCCAUCCAAUGACGGCCCGCGACGGACUAGGAAUCCAAGAAGUAGGCAUUGCCUGUCUUUCCCCCGGAUUUAUGACACAGGAUCCUGUGAUGAAGGAACAACUUCAGCGAAGCAUGACGGUCCGGGAACAGCAGCGAAGCCUCAUCGAAGCAAGACUGCAGCUGCAGCAAUCCGCCAAGGGAGAUGGCCCAUCUGAAAAGGAAAAGGAAUCGCCCUUCGCCGCCAAGACACCGGGCAUGUCUCGUAGAAAUAAGGCGCCCCCCGGGCUCUCCAUUGUUGCACCCUCACAUCAGCAGUUUGCAAACGAAAGAGUGAUUCAAUCUGCGCCCCUUGGCCGCAGCUUUACCGGACAACAUAUGCCACCUACAAGACAAGCGCAUAACCAGGCUUCUAACCUUUCAGGCUCCUCCCACAUCAACCAUGUUCAUGCCAACCAGACCACAAACCGGCUACCUCCCAUCAGUGAUGUCUUUGGCCAGAAUCUCUCAGCUCAUCCGGACAAUGGACCACACACCUCCGCCCUCUACCCUAACCACGCGAUGUCACGGCCCCAAUUGUCUCCUGGCCUCCCCCCAGCUCACCAAGCGCCUAUGUCUGGUCGCCUGAGAGAGUACAAGUCCGCAGAAGAGGCCCAGCAUGAAUUGGCUGGUGGACGACCGGAAUUGCUACCUAGACUCGUCCACUACGGCGGUCAUCAACCUCCAACGCCUCCCUCUCCCGUUGCUGGCGGAAACCGUAAUCCAGAGGCCCAUCGAAGCACAAGCCGGAGGCGAACACGAGCCGAAUAUGAGGAAGGCAGCAGCCCUCCGCUGGGCUAUGGUCCCGCCCCUACACGACGUGGCCCCUUUGGUGCCGGCCGUGACAGCCCCGAAACGCAACGAGCCAAGAAGGAGGAAUUUCUGCAGCUGUGUGCUAGAGCCUGGGAUCUGUUCCAUUCAUAA